Alternaria atra is the source of this 1539-nucleotide messenger RNA. RefSeq lists its product as uncharacterized. Bases 1 to 1539 code for a protein of 512 amino acids. Gene Ontology annotation, molecular function: monooxygenase activity; oxidoreductase activity, acting on paired donors, with incorporation or reduction of molecular oxygen; iron ion binding. The transcript is spliced from 4 exons. The record is from RefSeq and is a predicted model, not a curated record. NCBI's taxonomy places the organism in Eukaryota, Fungi, Ascomycota, Dothideomycetes, Pleosporales, Pleosporaceae.
AUGUCUUCAACAUCGACAGGGAGUCCUACAGGACUCGCGAAAUUCUUGAACAUCACCUCGGCAUCGCAAAUCUUUGGCGCCUUGUUUGGUGUACUGCUUCUCCGCUUCAUUGCUAGAGCCAUCUACCGCAUAUACUUCCACCCCCUCAGGCACUUUCCAGGGCCCAAACUGAACGCGGCAACGCGCAUCCCAUACCAUAUUGCAACUUUGAAGGGCUCGAGGGACACGCUCUUGCGAGACUUACACCGAAAGUAUGGGCACGUCGUCCGAAUUAAUCACGACGAGCUCAGUUUCACAGAUCCGAAUGCUUGGAAAGAUAUCUACGGUCACGGCACCAAAGGCACUGCAGGAUCUGUCCCUAACAAGGACUGGUUGAAGUAUGGUACAUCGCCUAACGGCGCGAUCAGUAUCAUCGUCGCUCGCGACCAAGACCAUAGCCGCCAACGCAAGAUCUUCACGCCCGCGUUUUCGGAUCGCGCGCUUAAGCAACAGGAACCACUUUUCGUCAAAUAUGUAGACAAACUCGUCACCCGGUUACGACAAACCGUCGAAAACAACCCAAACGAGAAGCUGGAUAUGGUUCGUCUCUAUAACUUUUGCACAUUCGAUGUCAUGGGUGAUCUGACCUUUGGGGAACCGCUGCAUAUGCUUGAUCAAGCCGAUUACGAUCCGUGGGUCAGCAAAAUCUUUGCAGGCCUCAAGAUGGGAUCCUACUUUAGCGUCAUGAUGGCGUAUCCAUGGCUGUGGCGGACAUUCAAGAGAUACGUACCUGAGUCUAUAAACAAGAAGCGAAUGGACCACUUCAACCACUCCGUAACGCGUGUCACAAAACGACUUGAGAAGGGUCGAGAUACCGAAGGCGUUGAUCUUUGGGAUCUGGUACUGGGCCAAAAAGAGGGACGAGGCUUGACCAGGGGAGAGAUGGACGCGAACUCCUCCUUAUUCAUGAUCGCUGGAACGGAAACAACGGCUACUCUUAUAUCAGGGUUAACAUACUUGCUCCUGCGCAACCCGGACUGCAUGAAGAAGUUAAACGAGGAGAUCCGUAGCGCGUUUGCCAGCGACGCCGAUAUGACCAUGGAGCAGCUCGCUGCAUUGCCGUACCUGGCAGCUUGCAUCAAGGAAGCUUUCCGUCUUUAUCCACCAGUUCCACUCGGACUUCCGCGCCUCACACCGCAGGAUGGCAGCACUGUCGUGGGCCAAUUCAUACCACCUGGCGCCGUUCUUAGCAUCCCUCAACACGCGAUGUAUACACAUGAGAAGAACUUUAAAAGGCCAAUGGAGUUCCUUCCACAAAGAUGGCUAGGCGACAGCGAGUUUGACGGCGAUGAGAAACAGUGUCUUCAGCCAUUCUCCGUUGGUUCCAGAGAUUGUCUCGGCAAGAACAUGGCAUAUCAUGAGAUGCGCCUUAUCGUUGCAAAGACCUUGUAUAACUUCGAUAUCGAACUCUGCCCUGAGAGCAACGACUGGAGCGAUCAAGCAACAUACGUUCUCUGGGAGAAGAAGCCUCUAAUUUGCAAGUUGAAGGCUGUCAACUAG